AUGGAUGAUACAACUGGGAAAGGGCCCAAAGCCAGAGAGCAGGGGUUGAAAUCGGACGCCGCGGUGGAGGUGGGUGCCAUGCCAGCCCAGCCCGAGCAUACCCUUGAGGACUACGAGCGGCUGUUUGGUGUCGACGAGGAUGCGUAUGAGCAGCCCACCACGACCAGGAAGGAGCUCUGGGCUUAUUACCUCUACUAUAAUGGCGACAAUGGCGUUGGUCCGGGUUCUUACAGCCAAGCUCUCUUCCAAUGGGCUUUAAAUGGCGCUGGCCACCAGCCAGACACAAAUCCGCCCCAAGCCUGCACCAACUCCUCGGCGUGUGUGGUGCCUUGGGCAGGGGGCACGCGAUCAAUCUCCUCGGUGGUUCUGAUCGCCAACGGCCUCUGCUUCACUUUCAUGACUGUCAUUUUCGUGUGGCUGGGAAGUGCGGCGGACUAUGGUUCGUUCGGUCGGUGGCUUCUUCUAGUGCUGACGGUCAUCUGUUGGGCGCUGCAGUAUGGGAUGAUGGCUAUCCGACGCCCUAGCCAAUGGCCUGCAGCCAUGGGAAUGUACGUCGUGGCGUAUGUCGCGUAUGGGGCCACUUUGGUGUUUUACGCCGCGGUCUUUCCCCGGUUGGCGCGCUAUAUGCCCCAUGUACGAAAGGCCCGGGAAGAGGAUUUGAAAGAAGGCAAGAUCGAUCAGAAGGAGUAUGAUAUGAUCGAGUCAUUGGAGCGGAAUCACAUCAGCAACAUUUCGACUGCGCACAGCAAUAUCGGAUACUUGUUGACCUUGGUGCUUAACUUGAGCGUCCUUCUUCCGAUGCAGAAUAACCAAUAUUCGAAUAACUUGGCACUGUGUCUGACGAAUUCCUAUUGGGUGGUUCUAGGCAUUUGGUGGUUCCUUUUCCAGCAGAAGCGGCCCGGUCCCAAAAUUCCCAAGGGCUCUAGCUACACGACCAUUGGCUUCAAGCAGAUCUGGCUGGCGAUUCGAGAGAUCCGAUCCCUCCCACAGACCUUCCUUUACUUUCUGGCAUACUUUCUGCUGGCAGACGGUCUGAAUACGACUGGAACCCUGGUAAGCAUCAUUCAGAAUGACCAGGUGUCUUUCUCAUUCCUCCAAAUUACCUAUCUUGGAAUCACGCAGGCGGCGUGCUCGAUUACGUCGACGUUUGGCUUCUGGUACAUCCAGCGAUACUUCAAGUUCAAGACCAAGACCAUGUUCCUGUUCACCAAUUUCUUCAGCGUUUUCAUUCCCUUUUGGGGCAUGCUCGGACUGUGGACUGACCGAAUUGGGUAUCACCAUACCUGGGAGUUCUACUUCUACAACGUCAUCUUCGGCCUGUUUCAGGCUCCUUACUAUGCGUACGCUCAAACAAUGAUCAGCGAGUUGAUGCCCCGUGGCUUCGACAAUAUGUUCUUCGCGCUUUUCGGAAUCACUAAUCGUGCGUCUUCAAUCAUUGGUCCAAAUGUAAUUCAGGCCAUCAUCAAUAACACCCGCAACAACUGGAUGGGCUUCCCAUUCCUCUUUGCUAUCUGUACUGCCGCCAUGAUUGCUAUCGGCUUCGUGGAUAUUGAGAAGGGCCGUGAGGACUGUCGGAGGUUUACCGAGAAACGUAAAGUGGAUCGUGUCGUGGCAGAGGCUGGUCUCAGUGCCGAUAUCAUUGUCAAGGGCAAAGAUCCGAUGGACAAUGGGGAGGUGGGUGGGGGAAAUGGAGAAUUAAGCAGCAAUGGACCGGCCACAGCUGGGUCUACGGACAGAGAGACCUCGGCAUGA
This is a messenger RNA of Penicillium canariense, 1752 nucleotides long. RefSeq lists its product as uncharacterized. Gene Ontology annotation, biological process: amino acid transmembrane export from vacuole. NCBI's taxonomy places the organism in Eukaryota, Fungi, Ascomycota, Eurotiomycetes, Eurotiales, Aspergillaceae. The transcript is spliced from 9 exons. Bases 1 to 1752 code for a protein of 583 amino acids. The record is from RefSeq and is a predicted model, not a curated record.